Messenger RNA from Pseudozyma flocculosa PF-1, 4809 nucleotides. RefSeq lists its product as uncharacterized. NCBI's taxonomy places the organism in Eukaryota, Fungi, Basidiomycota, Ustilaginomycetes, Ustilaginales, Ustilaginaceae. Gene Ontology annotation, cellular component: vesicle; cytoplasm; myosin complex. Gene Ontology annotation, biological process: actin filament organization; vesicle transport along actin filament. Gene Ontology annotation, molecular function: ATP binding; actin filament binding; microfilament motor activity. The record is from RefSeq and is a predicted model, not a curated record. The coding region runs from base 1 to 4809 and encodes 1602 amino acids. The transcript has 4 exons.
AUGGCCCCAGCGGCCUCGGACCUGCUCGCGACGUACGUCGUCGGCACCAAGGCGUGGUUCGCCGACAAGGAGAAUGGCUGGAUCAGCGCCACGCUGGCCAAGCCCGUGGCCAGAUCGGCCUCGGGCGACGUGACGCUCGAAUUUGUCCUCGACGACACUGGCGCCACAAAGACGGUCACCACAUCCGAGGCCAAGCUGGCCGGCGCCAACGGCGACGAGGAGCUCCCGCCGCUGCGCAACCCUCCGCUGCUCGAGGCCACCGAUGACCUGACAAAUCUCAGUUACCUCAACGAGCCUGCUGUGCUACACACCAUCCUCAACCGCUACUCGCAGCGCCUGAUCUACACCUACUCUGGCAUCGUCCUGAUCGCCGUCAACCCCUUCUACGGCCUCAGCCUGUACAGUCCGGAGAUCAUCCAGGCCUACUCGGGCAAGCGCAAGGGCGAGCUUGAGCCGCACCUGUUCGCCAUCGCAGAGGACGCCUACCGCUGCAUGAUCCGCGAUGUCAAGGAUCAGACGAUUGUCGUCAGCGGAGAGAGCGGAGCCGGCAAGACGGUGUCGGCCAAGUACAUCAUGCGGUACUUUGCCACGGUCGAGGACCCGGACCGCCCCGGCAGCCGCAAGGCCGGGGCCAGCGGCAAGGACUCGAGCGGCAUGAGCGAGACCGAGCAGCAGAUCCUCGCCACCAACCCGAUCAUGGAGGCGUUCGGCAACGCCAAGACGACGCGCAACGACAACUCGUCGCGCUUCGGCAAGUACCUCGAGAUCCUCUUUGACCGGGAGCACGAGAUCGUCGGCGCCAAGAUGCGCACCUUCCUGCUUGAGCGCAGCCGCCUCGUCUACCAGCCCGAGUCGGAGCGCAACUACCACAUCUUCUACCAGCUCUGCGCCGGCGCGCCGUCGUCGGAGAAAAAGGACCUCGGACUCGAGGACGCGUCCAAGUUCAGCUACCUCAAUCAGGGCGGGCCGAGCGCACUGUCGAUCGGCGGCGUCGACGAUGCCGAGGAGUUCAAGGCGACGCAAAAGGCGCUCAGCACGGUCGGCGUCAAGAUCGAGAAGCAGUGGCAGAUCUUCCGCCUGCUGGCGGCGCUGCUCCACCUCGGCAACAUCUCGAUCGCCGCCUCGCGCAACGACGCCAUGCUGGCCGACGACGAGCCGAGCCUCUUCAUGGCGACCAAGAUGCUGGGCAUCGACCUCAACGAGUUCCGCAAGUGGACGGUCAAGAAGCAGCUGCAGACGCGCGGCGAAAAGGUCAUCACCAACCUCACCCAGGCCCAGGCGGUGGUGGUGCGGGACUCGGUGGCCAAGUACAUCUACACGGGCCUCUUUGACUGGCUCGUCGACCAGAUGAACACUUCGCUCGCCCUCGGCUCGAGCACGACGCGCCAGUCGAUGAUCGGCGUGCUCGACAUCUACGGCUUCGAGCGCUUCAAGGUCAACUCGUACGAGCAGUUCUGCAUCAACUAUGCAAACGAGCGGCUCCAGCACGAGUUCAACCACCACGUCUUCAAACUGGAGCAGGAGGAGUACCUGCAGGAGCAGAUCAGCUGGACCUUUAUCGACUUUUCCGACAACCAGCCGUGCAUCGACAUGAUCGAGGGCAAGCUCGGCGUCCUCUCGCUCCUCGACGAGGAGUCGCGCCUGCCGUCGGGCUCCGACGAGUCGUUUGUCCAGAAGCUCUACACGCAGAUGGACAAGCGGCCCGAGUUCAAGAACGCCUUCAAGAAGCCGCGCUUCGGCCAGACGUCGUUCACCGUGUGCCACUACGCCCUCGACGUCGAGUAUGCCAGCGCGGGCUUUGUCGAGAAGAACAAGGACGCCGUGCCCGACGAGCACCUCGCGCUGCUCACCAACACGUCCAACAGCUUCCUCAAGGAGGUCCUCGAUACGGCCCACAGCGGGUCCAAGCCGGCCCCGCGCAAGAUUGGCGGCGGCGGCAUGGUCAAGAAGCCGACGCUCGGCUCGCAGUUCAAGAGCUCGCUCAUCAGCCUGAUGGCGACCAUCGACAGCACCAACGUCCACUACAUCCGCUGCAUCAAGCCCAACGAGGCUAAGCGGGCGUGGGAGGUGGAGCCGCAGAACGUGCUCGGCCAGCUGCGGGCGUGCGGCGUGCUCGAGACGAUCCGCAUCUCGUGCGCCGGCUACCCCUCGAGGUGGACCUUCGAGGACUUUGCCCAGCGCUACUACAUGCUCGUGUCGUCGGACCGGUGGGACAUGUCGGACAUUGCCAAGGCCAAGGCGCUCGCCUCGGACAUCCUCGCCUCGACCAUCGUCGAAAAGGACAAGUACCAGAUCGGACUCACCAAGAUCUUCUUCCGCGCCGGCAUGCUGGCCCAGUUCGAGCAACGCCGCACCGACCGGCUCAACGCCCUCACGACGCUGAUCCAGAAGAACCUGCGCAGGCACGUCUACCAGAAGCGCUACCAGACGAUGCGGACCAGCUCGAUCAAGAUCCAGUCGUGGUGGCGCAUGCAGCUGGCGAUCCGCUACGUGUCCGACCUGCGCCGCAACACGGCGGCCACGACGAUCCAGACGGCGUGCCGCGGCUUCCUGGCGCGCCGCCACUACCUCGCCACGCGCGACGCCGUCGUCAAGAUCCAGAGCUUGGCGCGCGGGCGGGCGGUGCGCGCCACGUACCGCACGGCCAAGGUCGACUUUGCCGCCACGCGGCUGCAGAGCAUGCUGCGCGGCGCGCUGGUGCGGAUGCAGUACCACCGCGAGCGCCAGGGCGUCAUCCACCUCCAGUCGUGCUACCGCCGCCGGCUGGCCAAAAAGGAGCUGGUGGCGCGCCGUAACGAGGCCAAGUCGGUGUCGCACUUUAAGGAGGUGUCGUACAAGCUCGAGAACAAGGUGGUGGAGCUGACGCAGAACCUGCAGAAGCGCGUCAAGGACAACAAGGAGCUGGCCAGCAAGAUCCGGGCGCUCGAGGCGCAGAUCCUGACCUGGCAGGGGCGCUACGACGAGCUCGACGGCAAGGCGCGCAGCCUGCAGGAGGAGGUCGACAAGCCGACGGUGGCGCUGGCCGAGUUCGAGGCGCUGCUGGCGGCCAAGCGCGAGCUCGACGCCAAGCAGGAGGGCUCGCUCAAGCGCAUCGCCGAGCAGGAGAAGCGGAUCGCCGAACUGUCGUCGGAGAUCGAGCGGCAGGCCGAGGAGCUCCAGGCGCGCGUCGAGGCGCUCAAGGGCGCCACCAAGACGUCCGAGGAGGACCUGGCGACUAUGGCGUCGCUGCGCUCCGAGGUGGCGUCGCUGCGAGAGCAGCUCAACCGCGCCAACGCCCUCAACACGCUGCAGAAGAACUCGCAGCGCAUCGAGAACGCGGCGCCGCCCGUCUUCAACAUGGCGACGGGCAAGGAGAACGGGUACGCGACGACGGGCAGCAAGCGGCGGCCCCGGCGGCACAGCGAGGCGGGCCCCUGGAGCGACACGCCCAUGGGCGGCAAGGACGAGCACGAGGAGGCCAUGCUGGCCGCCAAGCGCAGCGCCGCCAACGCCAACCGCCACGUGUCGGUCGCGUUUGGCGCCGACGGCCAGGUGCCCGGCUUCGGCGCCCGCAGCGCCGGCGGCGUCGGCGGCUACGACGACGACUACGACGACGACGACCCGUCUGAGGAAAUCAUCCGGAUCCUCGAAAACGAGGAGCAGCUCGACGAGGACGUGCUCAACGGCCUGAUCCGCUUCCUCAAGGUGCCGGCGCCGAGCCUGCAGAACCCGCCGUCGCCCAAGGAGGUCCUCUUCCCCGCCCACCUCAUCAGCCUGGUGACCAACGAGAUGUGGAAGUACGGGCUGGUGCGCGAGAGCGAGCGCUUCCUGGCCAACGUGAUGCAGACGAUCCAGCAGCACGUGAUGAGCUUCACGGGCGACGACGCCAUCGUGCCGGGCAUCUUUUGGCUGUCCAACGUGCACGAGAUCCUCUCGUUUGUCUGCAUCGCCGAGUCGGACAUGCUGCAGGGCAUCGGCCCGGGCGUCGACGGCGCGGCGCGCUCGUUUGAGUGGGGCGACUACGAGCGGCUGGUGACGAUUGUCAAGCACGACCUCGACAGCCUCGAGUACAACAUCUACCACACCUGGAUGCAGGAGGCCAAGCGCAAGCUGCACAAGAUGGUGAUCCCGGCGCUCAUCGAGAGCCAGUCGCUGCCCGGGUUUGUGACGAGCGAGAACUCGGGCCGCCUCUUUAACCGGCUCCUGUCCAACAACUCGAACCCGGCCUACACCAUGGACGACAUCCUGGCCAUGCUCAACAAGGUGUGGAAGAGCCUCAAAAGCUACUACGUCGAGCCGUCGGUGACGCAGCAGGUCGUCACCGAGCUGCUCAAGCUGAUUGGCGUGACGAGCUUCAACGACCUGCUGAUGCGCCGCAACUUCUGCUCGUGGAAGCGCGCCAUGCAGAUCCAGUACAACAUUACGCGGAUCGAAGAGUGGUGCAAGUCGCACGACAUGCCCGAGGGCACGCUGCAGCUCGAGCACCUGAUGCAGGCCACCAAGCUGCUCCAGCUGAAAAAGGCGACGCUCGGCGACAUCGACAUCAUCUACGACGUGUGCUGGAUGCUGACGCCGACCCAGAUCCAGAAGCUCAUCUCGCACUACUUUGUCGCCGAUUACGAGAACCCCAUCUCGCCCGAGAUCCUCAAGGCCGUCGCCGCCCGCGUCGUGCCAAACGACCGCAACGACCACCUCCUCCUGCCGCCCGAAGUCGACGAGGCCGGGCCCUACGAGCUGCCGCUGCCGCGCGAGGUGACUGGCAUCGAGACCUACUGCCCCGCCUACAUUUCGGUACCCGCCAUCCGUCGCCUGGCGAGCCGUGUCGCAUAG